AUGACUGCAGCUGCCUCGAUCGACGUAGCUCGGAGGCACGCUAGGCCUGCUACUCGCCAGCGAGGUAUCUCGCCUGAUCCUAGCGCCUCGGUGGCUCCCAAACCUGAAGCUGAAGGGCGGCCGAGACAUCAAAGGUUGAUCCUGGAGGAGGAAUGGGAGGAGGAAUUCAUAUUCAGUGAAAUUCCUUCCCCCAUGCUUUCGAACACCUCGACUAAAGCGGGUGGACCUCAUCGGCGCUGCCCUUCCGGCCAAAUUGUGGUGGAUGCGGUUCCGAUUAGACAGAUCGCUCCUGCGCUUAGCAUGGAUGAAGGUUUAUUAUGCCACCUCCCCCGGGAAGCGCUUAUCUAG
Linum trigynum is the source of this 348-nucleotide messenger RNA. Lineage: Eukaryota; Viridiplantae; Streptophyta; Magnoliopsida; Malpighiales; Linaceae. The record is from the annotation of a GenBank genome assembly.